AUGGAAAAGUUCAGCCAAUUCCGUGAUCGAGCGACGGGCAUUGCGCCAUUUCUUCCCGUCUCAACACCCGUAUCCAUCGUCGCAACGUUCACCCACGCCGCUUUAUUCCUCUUCCGCCUGCCGUUCUUCAUCGCCUACUUUCUUGGCUAUUUCCUCUUCUUCCACUUCCUCCCGCUGCCUGUCAUCUUUAGAAAAGUUGCACUAUGGGGGUUGAUGGCCAUACCAGGAAUAUGGUGGAUUGAUCUCCAGCUUGAUGGUGUCAAGCGUGGCACCCUCGCCGACCAGCCCCGCGAACGAUUCCCCCACCCAGGCUCCGUCAUUGCUGCCAACUUCUCGAGUCCCAUCGAUGCCAUCUACCUCGCGGCCAUCUUCGACCCGAUCUUUACUAUUUCCUAUCCCGACACUCGUCGGGUGCAGCAGGUUAGCUUGCUUGGUGCUGUCCUAGCAGCCCUCUCACCCGUACGAACUGGUCCUCUCAAGAACGCCAAACUCGUCGAGAUCAAGGAUAUUCUGGCCAACAACCCCGGACAGGUCAUCGCUGUUUUCCCCGAGUGUGGUACCACCAACGGAAAGGCAAUUCUUCCUUUCAGCCCGAGUAUUCUUCAAACUCCAGUCGACGUCCACAUCUUUCCCAUCAGCAUCCGAUACACGCCCUCUGACGUUACGACGCCCGUACCUGGGAAGUGGUUCCGAUUCUUGUGGGACCUUCUUUCUCGACCAACGACAUGCAUCCGAGUGCGCAUUGCUGAGGGACAGAUCAACACAUCUGCUGCAAAGACAAAUGGUAUCUCACCUGGCCCUACGGAACUACGCCAAAGAAAUAAUACCGGCUCUGGCGUUUCGGCAGAGGAACAACGUGUGCUUGACCGUGUAGGUGAGGCUCUCGCUAGACUCAGCCGCGUCAAGCGGGUCGGACUUACGAUGAAGGACAAAGCCGCAUUUGUUGAUGCUUUGAAGGGGAAGAAAUAA
Messenger RNA from Fusarium sp. VM40, 969 nucleotides. The record is from the annotation of a GenBank genome assembly. NCBI's taxonomy places the organism in Eukaryota, Fungi, Ascomycota, Sordariomycetes, Hypocreales, Nectriaceae.